Medicago truncatula (barrel medic) is the source of this 1290-nucleotide messenger RNA. Its product is annotated as cytochrome P450 71D11. The transcript has 2 exons. Lineage: Eukaryota; Viridiplantae; Streptophyta; Magnoliopsida; Fabales; Fabaceae. The coding region runs from base 1 to 1290 and encodes 429 amino acids. The record is from RefSeq and is a predicted model, not a curated record. Gene Ontology annotation, molecular function: heme binding; iron ion binding; oxidoreductase activity, acting on paired donors, with incorporation or reduction of molecular oxygen.
AUGCAUCUUCAACUUGGAGAGGUUUCUACUAUUGUCAUUUCAUCCACUGAGUUUGCUAGGGAGGUGAUGAAAACCCAUGAUAUUCACUUUGCAACAAGGCCUCAAAUCCUAGCUACAGAAAUAAUGUCUUACAACUCCACAAAUAUAGCUUUUUCUCCGUAUGGUAAUUAUUGGAGACAGUUACGAAAAAUCUGCACAUUGGAGCUUUUAAGCCUUAAAAGGGUCAACUCGUACCAACCAAUACGAGAAGAGGUUUUCUCCAAUCUUGUCAAAACGAUUGCUUCGCAGAAUGGAUCACCCUUCAACCUUACUGAAGCUGUAAUUUCUUCAAUAUACACAAUUGUUUCAAGGGCCGCCUUUGGCAAUGAAUGCAGAGACCAAGAAAAAUUUAUAUCGGUGGUAAAACAAACACUAAAGAUUGCAGGAGGUUUUAACUUGGGAGAUUUGUUUCCUUCUUCUAAAUGGCUUCAACAUGUUACUGGUAUUAGGCCUAAGCUUGAGAAGUUUCAUCGACAAAAUGAUGAGAUGUUUGAAAACAUCAUCGAUGAGCAUAAAAAGGCAAAGUACACAAACGCCCAAGGUAAGGUAGUAGAAGAUCUGGUAGACAUUCUCUUAAAAUAUGAGGAUGGUAGUGACCAAGAUUUCUUCUUAACAAAAGACAAUAUCAAGGCUAUAAUCUUGGACAUUUUUGGUGCUGGAGGCGAGACAUCAGCAAGCACCAUAGAUUGGGCGAUGACAGAAAUGAUAAGAGAUCAACGAAUAAUGAAGAAAGCACAAGCUGAGGUGAGAGAGGUUUUCAAAAUGAAAGGAAAGGUUGAUGAAAAUUACAUCCCCGAUCUCAAUUAUUUGAAAUCAGUCGUCAAAGAAACCCUUAGGUUCCACCCUACAGUACCUCUUUUGCUACCAAGAGAAUGCGGUCAAGCAUGUGAGAUAAAUGGUUAUCACAUACCAAUUAAAAGUAAGGUGAUAGUCAAUGCUUGGGCAAUUGCAAGAGAUCCAAACUACUGGACUGAACCAGAGAGAUUCAUCGACAGCGCUAUUGACUAUAAAGGAAGUAAUUUUGAGUACAUUCCCUUUGGUGCCGGAAGAAGAAUAUGCCCAGGGAGUACAUUUGGUUUGAGAAAUAUUGAGCUGGCCCUCGCGAUGUUGUUGUAUCAUUUUGACUGGACGCUUCCUGAUGGAAUCAGAAGUGCAGAACUAGACAUGACUGAGGAAUUUGGAAUCGCAAUGAGAAGAAAAGAUGAUCUUUUACUGAUUCCACUUAUUCAUCAACCUUUGAAUGUCACAUGA